UUGCUGUUGCACUUUUUCAGUCUUUUGUGUGAAAAGGUGAGGUUUCUGAACGAUUUGCCCUUAAUUUAUGUGUUUAAAAUUAGUUUUCACGCAUUAAUGAAGUAUUAGAAUCACUCUUGAGUCCGUUAUUUUACCCUUUUUCCUUUUUAUCCUUCCGUUUUCUGAAAUUUACUCUUCAAGUAUGGCCAUCUGGCUAAUUUGAGAAGCUGCACAGUGGCAGCCAUAGUGAGAUUUGCACAGUGAACGUUCUAUUGUAUGAACCGCUCCCAGUGUAAGUACAAUGAGGCAUACAGAUCUAGACUUAUCGCUAGACAGCUGUUCAUGGAAGAUUUUUAUUGUAUGAACCGCUCCCAGUGUAAGUACAAUGAGGCAUACAGAUCUAGACUUAUCGCUAGACAGCUGUUCAUGGAAGAUUUUUAACAAAAUCUGUCUGAAUUUGCAGGCAGCUACUGUUAAACUCCAUUCGCAGCUGCAAAGCUCAUCAAAUCAAUCAAUCAGCAACGAUUUCUUUUGUACAUACCUAUCACUGAAGUCACUGUGUGUCACAAUGUCAAUACCAUCAAAGACCUUAAUCGCCAGUAGUCUCAUACCUGUCAAAUGGGACAAAAAUAUUCUUGACAGUUUGUUAUUGUGCAGGCAAAUCUCCAAUUCACUCUGGUUGCCAGGGAUCAUUAAACCAAUACGAUGUGAAUAAUGGAAGGAUAGCAACUGUUGGACUUAAGGUGAACAAACUAGGAGGUAGAUUCCAACGCACAAACGUAGACAAGACAAAAAAGAUGGCUGAAAAUGAAAAACAGUGUUGCUGCAUAGGCGCACCACAAAGAAGCGGACUGAUCUCCACCUCGCUGUCCAUCAACCACCUUCUGGUCUGGUCCGCCUCGGCAUCCCUCAGCCUCCCCUAUUGUAACCCUGGACCAAUCUGGCGGGUGCUACAUCGUUAGUUAGCUUGGCAACGCUGUAUCCAAGUAGGACCUCUGGAACUCCGUGUUCCGGAAAAAUGAAGGAUGAGCCCUCAGACGUUGCCAAAUUUCCUUCGACAAAUCACGAAUUUUCGGGAAAGCCCUGUACCACAAUGGGGAGAAAAGCAAGAACAAUAACAACUAGCAGCAAUCCCAAGGCUUUGAAAUGGGGAAGUAAUGUUCCUCUUGGCUUAUUAGUGUGGGGAAAAGUCUCAUCCUCACCAUGGUGGCCAGGCAUUGUUGUGAAUCAUGAAGACUGUGGAGUAAACCCUCCUGCAGUAUCAUCCGUUUGGGUUUUCUGGUUUGGGGACUACCGUGUUUCAGAGGUUCCUCUUUCUCGGCUCCAGCCAUUCGCAGAGAGUUUUGUGAAAUUGUUUGACAAGAACAACAAAGGUGUCAGACUCAAAAAUGGUGUACUAGAAGCUAUUAAGAUUCAUGCAGCACGCAGUGGAGAAACUGACAGUGAACUUUGGAACUUCUCAGAUGCUGUUUCUUGGAUAUCUAGUAUUCCUUUGCACAUGUUGAAGUCCAAACACAUUUCGUCAAGCGAUUCGUUUGAUGAUGACCUCCCUGAAUUUGUCAACAGUAAAAUUUUGAAAAUUAAAUUGACCAACUUAGAACUUACACGCGCAGAAAACAAACGCAAGAGUGAGGAAAGUGAUGAUGAUGAUGAGAUAUGCAAGUUCAACAAAAAGUUGAAGGCAAGUCAAGAUAAAGUUGAUGCAAGCAGAGAAGUUGCGUUUAAAUCUUCAGUUAUUGAAAAAGUGAAGGGCAAGAAGUUAAAGCUAGAAAAUAUAUGCCUUUGCUGUGUAAGAGAAAAAAGCAAUCUAAAUCAUGAGCAUCCAUUUUUUGAAGGAAGAGUCUGCGAUCAAUGUUUUGAAGAAAUCAAGGAUACGGCUUUUGUAAUAGGAGAUGACAAUGUCUAUUACCACUGUGUUGUAUGUGCGCAAAGAGGAGAAGUUCUUAUUUGCGACAAUCCAUCCUGCAAAAAGGUUUAUUGCAACACUUGUAUUGAAGUUCUGUGUCCAAAAAAAGCUAGAGAAAGGAUCGCUGAAAUGAAUCCAUGGCUCUGCUUUUUGUGCUCAGGUUAUGACAAACAACUCAAUGGGUUCUUGAAGAAACGUGAAAACUUCUCUGCUCAUGUUGCCAAAAUGUACAUUGAGCAUCCAAAACCAGAGAUAAUUCCUAAAUUUGAAAGACAUCCCUUACGUGUUCUAUCCUUAUUCGAUGGAAUUGGGACAGGAUUGUGUGUUUUGAAGAAGCUGAAAUUAAAAGUAGAGGUGUACUAUGCAAGUGAGAUCGAAGAUGAUGCCAUCAAUGUGACUACAAUGAAUCACGGCUCGGAUGUGAUUCAUCUAGGGAAAGUAGAAGACCUAACCAAUGCUGAACUUGCAAAACUGGGCCCAAUUGAUCUUCUGAUUGGAGGAUCACCUUGCAAUGAAUUAAGUGGAGUCAAUCAUGCCAGAAAGGGAAUCUAUGAUGCAACUGGUACUGGAGUCCUAUUUUUUGACUUCUUCCGCAUACUGCAAUUCCUGAAGACAAACAAUGAUUGUCGUCAUUUGUUUUGGCUGUUCGAGAAUGUUACAUCCAUGCCAAAAGAUUACAGAAAAGUGAUUACACGAUUUUUUGAGUGUGACCCUAUUGUUGUGGAUGCAAAAUAUUUUUCUGCUCAAAAUAGAUCCAGAUUUUUCUGGGGAAACAUCCCAAGUCUAAGAAAGGCUCAAGAAAGCGCUAUGGAUAUAGAAAAUUGCCCUGAGUUAAACAGUGUCUUGACAAAAAAUUGCAGCCGAAAAGCUGUAGUCAAAAAAGUGUGCACCAUAACCACCAAUCCAAAUUCCUUGCGGCAAGGGAAGGAAGCAUCAAUGCCAGUACUCAUGAAUGGCAAAGGUGACACUUUGUGGGCUACAGAGAUGGAAGAGCUUUUUGGUUUUCCGCGGCACUACACAGAUGCUGGAAACCUUCAGCCAUCCAGAAGACUCCGUUUACUCGGCAAAUCCUGGUCAAUUCCUGUUUUGUGCCACAUUCUCAAACCUUUGACUAUGUUGUACCCAUCCACUGAAGCAGAAAUUGCUUGAGUUUAUUUAAUUUUUGUCAAUGUAUGAUCUCAAAUGUUUGAUAAUAAUGUUUGUUGUUUUUUGUUUGUAUGUUCUUUUUCAUAAGUUUAAAUUUGUGAGCAUGCAACUUGUAAAUCUUAAAAUUAAAUUUAGUUCUAAGUGAAGAAAUCUAUCAAACUAUGUUUGCUCCUUCAGCAUAUGGAGUGUUAAGUCAUUUACACUCAAGUCAUUUUUUUCGUGUCUAAUUGUAAAAUAUUUUUGUAGACAAUACUGUGUUCCCAAGUAGUGUUAGUCCUUUCCAGUUAACUUCUAUUUUUUCUAGAACCAGUUGCAUGAAGGUUUCAUUCUCGUGCCUUUUUAAUUGGUAAACAUUUUUAUAGAUCAGCUCAGUUUGAGUAAGACUUAAUUUUUUUACCGAGAACUAAGAUUUUUAGGAUAAACAAAUAGAAUGGAAGUAGACGCUCUGCAGGAUUAAAGUUUUAGCAUUUUUGUUAAAUAACUGUUAAAGCUAAAUAUAAUUAUAGCCACCAACGUUUUGGUUCUAGCAUGAGGAUGAAUUAAUAUUCAAUGCGUUCUUAUAAUUAAAUUGAAUUUGUUCGUUCACCUAAACUUUUACAGUAUUUGUGCAAGCAUUUUCAUCAUGAAAUUGCAUUUUCUUUCUCACUAAAAUUUUUUACUGAUGAUAUGAAUGACACUGAUUUAUUAGUGCAUGAGAAAUGUAUUAUUAUUUCUUUGAAUUUGUCAUUUUUUAGUAAUGGUGCUCUUCUCUCUUUAGAUAUUUUUACUGGUCUCAGUAAAGAUCACCGCACCCUUACACAUAUUGAGAAUACAUAGUGCCUAUUUCAGCAAAUGAACAAUAAUGUUCUUGUUCCCUGAGCAUGCCAUAUUUUGUUCUCUAAAAUGAGAUAAAUAUAUCAAUCAAAGUAUCAAAGAAUUCUGUGGCUCUUUUGUACUGCCUCAGAUAAUAUAUCUCUGUUAAAUGUUUUUAACUUUAGAUUUUUGACAAGUAAUAGAAUUAUGUGCCUUAAAUGCCAUGCUCUCUAUGUUACUUCAUAAUUUUUACUCAUUUAUGAAUGUCAUGAUUAUCUUAUUAUUUCAUAUUUACUGCAUACAGAAUGGUUAGAGCCAUCCUUGAUCCAAGUGGGAAGAAUUAAUUGUUACACAUGAAAAAUGAUUGCAUUGUUAUCAUAAUGCAAUCAUAUGAAAGGUCUAAUUAAUUAAUUAUAAUUAAGUUUUCGCAUUAUGGUAUUACCACUCACUCUAUUGCAGUUUACACGUAUAAUAAA
Messenger RNA from Bemisia tabaci, 4299 nucleotides. Its product is annotated as DNA (cytosine-5)-methyltransferase 3B. Gene Ontology annotation, molecular function: methyltransferase activity. Lineage: Eukaryota; Metazoa; Arthropoda; Insecta; Hemiptera; Aleyrodidae. The record is from RefSeq and is a predicted model, not a curated record. Gene Ontology annotation, cellular component: nucleus.